This is a messenger RNA of Penicillium oxalicum, 1053 nucleotides long. RefSeq lists its product as uncharacterized. The record is from RefSeq and is a predicted model, not a curated record. The transcript has a single exon. NCBI's taxonomy places the organism in Eukaryota, Fungi, Ascomycota, Eurotiomycetes, Eurotiales, Aspergillaceae. Bases 1 to 1053 code for a protein of 350 amino acids.
AUGCACGCCAGCCAUUACCUCUGUGGAGGCGCCCGCUCCUUCAGUCAAAGCUCAACUCGUCACCGUCGCAAUCUGCUCCUCACAUUUGACGCGUUUGAGACUCUAUUCUACCCGAGCCCGCCCGUACCGGAUCAGUACGCUGCGAUCGGCCACGCGUUCGGGCUACCUAAAACCGUAGUUACCCCCAAGAAGCUCAAGGCUGCAUUCAAAGAUGCUUUUGGCACACAGUCCGCAAGAUAUCCAAACUAUGGUCGGGCGGACGUGCUCGAGGGACGAUAUGGGGGACCCAAGCAGUGGUGGGAGGAAGUGAUCCGCAACAGUUUCGCGCAGGUGUUGGCUCAGGAAAGCUCCGACGGUGUCUCUUCCACGUCAGUGUCGCGUCGCGGCAACACUGAUCUACCUUCUGGGAUGGUCGGGUCGUUGCUGAAUCGAUUUGCUGGGGAUGGAGGGUAUCUGCUAUACGAUGAUGUGAUGCCGUUCUUCGAGCGGAUGCGUGAGAUAAGAGCGACAUCUUCGUCCUCAGGCAAGCCCUUUGAUCGGAUUGUUGUUGGUGUAGUAUCCAAUUCGGAUGACAGGAUCUCGGAGGUCUUGAAAUCGUUGGGUCUACGGGUUGGCUGUACGCGUGCAGAUGUCGACCGAUCCAGUACAGAACUGCCCGGAUUCGAAGAGCAAGUCACUCGAGGGGCCGACAGACUAGAGGCUGAUUCCGCAAGCAUGGACGCUCAACAGUCAACAGAUCUGGACAUGGUGAUCACCAGCUAUGAAGCGGGAGCCGAGAAACCCAACAGGUUAAUCUUUGAUGUCGCAAAGCGUCAGGCUCAGCGACUGGUGCAGCAGCAGGGUAGUGGGUUCGAGUCAAACUUGGCCUUUUCGGGGGAAACCAGUGACUGGGCUUGCGUGCAUGUUGGAGACGAUUACCAAAAAGACCUCAUCGGUGCUACUGAUGCGGGCUGGGAGAGCUUCCUUCUUGAGCGUGGCGAUGGGGGAAAAGACCCAGCUACUACCAUCCGCUCCCUGAUGGAUUUAUUAAAAAGGCUGCAGUUGGACGGGUAA